Messenger RNA from Bufo bufo (common toad), 639 nucleotides. RefSeq names its product tetratricopeptide repeat domain 9B (gene TTC9B). The record is from RefSeq and is a predicted model, not a curated record. Bases 70 to 639 code for a protein of 189 amino acids. The transcript is spliced from 3 exons. Gene Ontology annotation, molecular function: protein binding. NCBI's taxonomy places the organism in Eukaryota, Metazoa, Chordata, Amphibia, Anura, Bufonidae.
CACAGAACGUACAUACAGAGGGAAAAGGGGCUGGGAUACCCCCAGCAUGGACCGCCACCAGUGAGGGCAAUGGGAGACCAGACCGGUGUGGGUGGUGGGAGAGUGACGGCCAACCCUGAGCCCGAGAUGGAGGCCAGAAUCCAAAAGGCGGUGGAGUUCAAGGCAGAAGGCAACCGCUGCUACAAGGACAAAAAAUUCAGGGAUGCUAUAGGCAAGUAUCACCGGGCCCUGCUGGUGCUGAAGGGUGUCCACGAAGAUGGGGAGGAGAGGAAGACCAACGGCGGAGCCGGCACAAGGUUGACGGAGGCUCAGAAGGUGCGGGUGGAGGCCACAGAGAUCGAAUGUUAUGACAGCCUGACUGCCUGUAUGCUGCAGUCUGAGCUGGUAAACUACGAGCGGGUGAAGGAAUAUUGCCUGAAGGUGCUUGAAAAACAGAACAGCAACUUUAAAGCCACAUAUCGAGCCGGCAUCGCCUUCUACCACUUAGGAGACUAUGGCAAUGCUCUGCUCUAUCUCAAGGACGCUCGAAGUCGGGAGCCUACAGACACUAACGUUCUUCGCUACAUCCAGCUGACAGAAAUGAAAGUGCAGCGGUCAAACCAACGGGAAAGGAAAGGUCUUAAGGAGGUGAUUGGAUAG